Messenger RNA from Suillus paluster, 2673 nucleotides. RefSeq lists its product as uncharacterized. Bases 1 to 2673 code for a protein of 890 amino acids. The transcript has 7 exons. NCBI's taxonomy places the organism in Eukaryota, Fungi, Basidiomycota, Agaricomycetes, Boletales, Suillaceae. The record is from RefSeq and is a predicted model, not a curated record.
AUGGCAGAGGAUUAUCUAGAUAUGCUGAUCGAAUGGGAGGGCCUGCCUCCUGACAGGGUGUGCUGUUUGUGCGAUGGGGAUGAAGUGCAGAAGUGCCAUGACUGUCUUGCCGAGCCGAUGUUCUGCACCAAGUGCUGCCGGACACAACACGCUCGGCUGCCUUUUCACCAGAUCAGUCAAUGGAACGGAGAUUUCUUUGAGAGGACCGCACUGACAAAGUUAGGCGUGGAGAUUCAUCUCGGGCAUGGAGGACGAUCUUGCCCGCACCACUAUUGGGACUGGGAGGACACGGAUGAUGGGGGACAAUCUGCUGCAUCCUCCAUGGCAGGAACUCCGGGUGCAUGUGAUGCCGGUGAUGCUUUCGGUGAAGGCCCAUCUGCAUCAGCCUACUAUGUAUUUUCCCAAGAUGUCGACGACACAGGAGCAGGUGAUGUAUUCUUAGAGGAGGAGUAUCCCCCCUAUGCAAAAGACUCGCCGGUGGUAGGAAAAACACGGAUAACAGUGGUCGAUACAUCGGGCGUUCACACCAUGUGGCUGUUUGAAAUUGGACUGUUCCUGGUGUCGUUCACCCGCCCAAAGACUGCAUUCACCUUUGCUUUGCUGGACAAUUUCAUCCUGGACAACCUGGAGUGUGGGACUUCGGCAAUGAACUAUUACAGUAAAUUGAGGUGCAUCACGUCCAGCAUGUUCCCGCAUUUAGUACCAGACCGAUACCGGGAGUUGAUGAGAGUGAGCAGACAAUGGCGGCAGCUGAAGCUUCUGAAAUGGAAUGGAUUCGGUCACAACAGGAAGGAUCCAAAAGAUGGGGAGCUGGCUCUUUUCUGCCCUGCAUGUCCUCAGCCCAGCAUCAACAUGACCUUACCAACAGAAGAUGAUGACACAAUGCCUGAGUGGCUGUAUUCACGUUCAUUGGUGAUGGAUGGUAACUUUAAAGCUGAGCAUCUGCACCCGACACACCCGGAAGAUGAAGUUUGGCUCACUGACGGGCAAAGCUUCAUGGUAGCCAGAGCCAGGUACCAGGCUCAUCUCGGGCUCGCCAAGGAUUUGGCGCAGAGGUCCGAAUGCAACAACCAUAGGGCGGUGAACCAGGCCAAUGCAUCUUGGCACAAGCUAGAAGCCACGGGAAUAGGAGGGUGCACAUGCGCCAGACAUGGGUGCUUCGUGCCUAAUUUGAUGGUCAAUUUUCAAAAGGGCGAAAGACAGAUGAACAUGGACUACGCCCUGAGUCACAACACGGAUGGACUUUGCCAGGCGUUGACGUUCUAUGACGUCAAUUGCCAGUACAACAAGCACCUCCAGCAGCGGGUGGACGAGAGCCUUCAUCUCAGCCUUCCUUCGGGAAUGGACAUUAUCCUGGGGAUAGGACUGUGGCACGUUCAUGGCCACCAAGACAAGUGCUAUGUUCGGUACACAUCCAAUUUCAUCCCAGGGACCGCCAGAAUAGAUGGGGAGAUCAUGGAAACACUGUGGGUGCCUCUGAACAUCAUAUCUCCUUCCGCCUGGGGAAUGUCGACCCCACACCGACAGGAAUGCCUUGAUUAUCAAAUGAACAACUGCAACUACAUGAAGAUGAUUCAGAUGGGGCUGUUCUUGUCCCGGAAAUACAAAGAGGCCAAACGAGGGGUUGCCGAAAGCACUGAGGCAUUCAAUGCAUUGAACGAUGCAGCAGAUCCGGAAAUGGUCGAGCGGUGGGAAGCGCAGGAGAGAGCAGCACAAGCCUCUCGGAUAGACGAUCCAUCAGCCCUGGACAUCUAUGACAUGCAGUUGCAAAAGGGCAAGUCUCCACGAACCCAGAAGGAGGUCGAGGUCGACUUACUGCAGACAUCCAUCUGUCACCCAGGAGAAAGACCACAGUUAGGAGCUGCCACUUGGCUUGCAUCUGGGAUCACCAUCGAGGAAAUGCAGAUCACUCUAGCAAUGGACAUCAGGAGGAUGGGAAGACACCCUACCGAGAAUCAGGUGCUGGAGAUGGGCCGUUGCCGGAUCAGGCUGCAACACUCCAUUGACGAGUUUGUUGCAACAGCAGGGAGGUAUCUCGGAGAUGACUACGAUUCUGACCAUUGUAUCCCCAACAUGGAUGUUGGGAGUCCGUCACCCGAUGGCUCUAUUCAGACCCAAAAUAGUGGUCAUCCCUCUCCCGUCCAACUUGGGAAUGCAGAGAUGCAGGGAAUUGGGCGUAGCGGGCCUGAUCAGACAAGAGAUCACCCUAAGGGAGGGACAGGCAAACGACAUGCUGCACGCCAUCAGAGUGCACCUGCCGACAAGGUGGUUCUCUUUAGGACCACAGUCCAGCCGGCCAAGUCGCAAGCCAGGACCACCUGGGCUUGGGCCCAGGUCCACUCAGUGGAACGGGUGAUCGACCUCAACAGCAUGAUCUACAAGAAAUGCAGGGCCCAGCUCCAGAAUCUCGGGGCAGACCAGCUGUUGCAAAAAUAUCGGGAGUUGGAGAAAAGCCACCUCAAAGCCACCUCUGCUGUUGCGGAUCCCAAUGCCCGUGGUCAGAGAAAUUCCACGCUGCCAUGGUUUUGGUCCCUAGAUGUACAAGGGGAUUCGGUUAGCGAUGACUGGAUGAACGAAUGUGAGUCAUUCUUCCCGGGACUUCAUUGUCGGGCCCAUGUCGACCCGGAACCCAGUUUACAGGGUGCAUUGGCUUCAGACCAAGGCUCUGCGUGA